Siniperca chuatsi (mandarin fish) is the source of this 12135-nucleotide messenger RNA. Its product is annotated as voltage-dependent N-type calcium channel subunit alpha-1B-like. Gene Ontology annotation, molecular function: high voltage-gated calcium channel activity. The record is from RefSeq and is a predicted model, not a curated record. The coding region runs from base 642 to 7862 and encodes 2406 amino acids. NCBI's taxonomy places the organism in Eukaryota, Metazoa, Chordata, Actinopteri, Centrarchiformes, Sinipercidae. The transcript has 52 exons. Gene Ontology annotation, cellular component: neuronal cell body; membrane; voltage-gated calcium channel complex. Gene Ontology annotation, biological process: calcium ion import across plasma membrane; chemical synaptic transmission.
AACAGUGAAGAAAGUGGUGUCUAGUACAUUCACAUUAAGGGCGAGUUUAUGGAAACAACCUGCUCAGCCGUGAUUUCCCCUCGAUUAACGACAAAAAGCAGCGUGUUUGUCUUACCUAGACUGAUGGGCGAGGUGGUUUAAAGAAGAAUAAUUCAGCGCUUAACUCGCAAUGGAAACGAGUCUUUAGUGGAACAGAAAUGUUUGUGUACGCUUUCUGGAGGAAAAUAACGCUAUGUCUUGAUUCCUCACUCUGACGGUUCGCGGUAUUUUCUGUGCUGUAGUCUUUAAUGUGUGCGUGCCAGUGUAUUUCAGAGCUACUUCUGAGGACCGGGGCAGUCAGCCGAAGGAGGAACACCCAUGAAAAAUUAUCCAUCAUGGAAUCUGAUCAUUAAACUUUGAGCAACAAUUUCAUGUCGGGGAGAGUGACUGCAUGGGAAGCAGCAGAGAGGAGGAGAUAACAGACUAAUGUUGAUGAAAAAGAGCACUCCUCUCCUUGUUUCGUUGUGAAUGUUUGACUCUUACGGUCGUGAACGAUACACGCACCUAGGGGACGGAAAAGCAGUUUGUGUUGUGAUGCUUCUUCUCCAUUUCUUUUCUGGUGUCAGUUUUGGUUUCUGCUGUAAGAUCUGUGCUAUUCCAGAAUGGCUCGCUUUGAAGACGAAUUAUCCAGCCGUUGUGGCGGCAGCUGUCCCGCGGGCCCGGCCAGAGGGGCCAGCCGGCAGCCGGGGCCUCCGGGCCAGAGGGUGUACAAGCAGACGAUGGCCCAGAGAGCCAGGACCAUGGCCAUUUACAACCCCAUUCCAGUCAAACAGAACUGCCUCACAGUUAACCGCUCUCUGUUCAUCUUCAGCGAGGAUAAUAUCAUACGGAAAUAUGCCAAAAAGAUCACCGAAUGGCCUCCAUUUGAGUACUUGAUCCUGGCCACCAUUAUAGCAAACUGCAUUGUGCUGGCCUUGGAGCAACACCUACCGGCCUUAGACAAAACACCGAUGUCAGAACGUUUGGACGACACAGAGCCCUACUUUAUUGGAAUAUUUUGUUUUGAGGCUGGCAUCAAGAUCAUCGCCCUGGGCUUUGCCUUUCACAAAGGAUCUUACCUGCGUAAUGGCUGGAAUGUAAUGGACUUUGUGGUGGUCCUAACAGGGAUCCUGGCCACUGUGGGGGCUGAUUUUGAUCUAAGAACACUCAGGGCGGUGAGAGUACUGCGGCCACUCAAACUGGUCUCCGGCAUUCCAAGUCUUCAGGUGGUAUUGAAGUCUAUUAUGAAAGCCAUGGUACCUCUGCUUCAGAUCGGCCUGCUGCUUUUCUUUGCCAUCCUCAUGUUUGCCAUCAUUGGCCUCGACUUCUACAUGGGCAAGUUCCAUCGCACCUGCUUCAGGAUAGACACAGGCGAACAGGCAGCAGAUUUCCCCUGUGGCCUGGAGGCUCCGGCGAGGACCUGCGACAAUGGCACCACCUGUAAGGAGUACUGGAUUGGACCCAGCUUUGGCAUCACCAACUUUGACAAUAUCCUCUUCGCUGUUCUCACCGUUUUCCAGUGCAUUACUAUGGAGGGAUGGGUGGACAUCCUCUACAAUGCUAACGAUGCUUCAGGGAACACGUGGAACUGGCUGUACUUCAUUCCCCUCAUCAUCAUCGGUUCCUUCUUCAUGCUCAACCUGGUGCUAGGUGUGCUGUCAGGGGAGUUUGCCAAGGAAAGAGAGCGGGUGGAGAAGAGGCAAGAGUUCCUGAAGCUCCGUAGACAACAGCAAAUAGAAAGAGAGUUAACUGGGUACCUGGAGUGGAUCUGCAAAGCAGAGGAGGUGAUGCUGGCAGAGGAAGACAAGAACGCAGAGGAGAAAUCUCUGGAUGGAGCGUGGUACAAAAGGAAACACAACAGCUCUGUGCUGAAAAGGAGCAAGAAGAGUAAGAAUGACCUCAUCAAUGCAGAGGAUGGCGAGGAUCACUUCAUUGACAUCUCAUCUGUUGCCCCCCCAGGGUCGCCGUUCGCCCGGGCCAGCGUGAAGAGCAAGAACGAGAGCUCGUCUUACUUCAGGAGGAAAGAGAAGAGGAUUCGCUUCACCAUCCGCCGUCUGGUCAAGUCCCAGAGCUUCUACUGGACUGUGUUGUGUCUGGUUGGCCUCAACACGUUGUGUGUAGCCAUAGUACACUAUGACCAGCCUAAAUGGCUCACCUAUGCCCUGUACCUGGCCGAGUUUGUAUUCCUGGGCCUGUUUCUGGCAGAGAUGUCCAUGAAAAUGUAUGGCCUCGGACCCCAGAACUACUUCCACUCCUCUUUCAACUGUUUUGACUUUGGGGUGAUUAUUGGCAGUAUUUUUGAGGUGAUCUGGGCUGCCAUCAAACCUGGGGCCUCAUUUGGGAUCAGUGUCCUGCGGGCUCUGAGAUUGCUCAGAAUCUUCAAAGUCACCAAGUACUGGAACUCUUUGAGGAACCUGGUGGUAUCCCUGCUAAACUCCAUGAAGUCUAUCAUCAGCCUGCUGUUCCUCCUAUUCCUCUUCAUUGUGGUCUUCGCUCUGCUGGGCAUGCAGCUGUUCGGUGGCCAGUUUAAUUUUGAAGAUGAAACGCCAACAACUAACUUUGACACAUUCCCAGCAGCGAUUCUCACCGUCUUCCAGAUCCUAACUGGGGAAGACUGGAACGCAGUUAUGUACCAUGGGAUCGAAUCACAGGGGGGUGUUCAUGGGGGAAUGUUCUCCUCCAUUUAUUUCAUCGUCCUCACUCUCUUUGGAAACUACACACUCCUCAACGUGUUCUUGGCCAUUGCUGUCGAUAACCUCGCAAAUGCCCAGGAGCUCACUAAGGAUGAAGAGGAGCAAGAGGAGGCCAUCAAUAAGAAGCUUGCACUCCAGAAGGCCAAGGAGGUAAAGGAGGUCAGCCCCAUGUCGGCCACUAACAUUUCUAUCACAGCUUUUCUAACACGCAGUCGAGGUAACGCACACUCUAGCAGCUCAUCCAUCUGCAGCGUUAACUCACUGAGUUAUGUCUGCACCCCCGGCCAUCACUACCUGAGUAAGGAGCAGCAAAAGUCAGUGAAGACGAUGUCAGUGUGGGAGCAGAGGGCCAACCAGCUGAGGAGGCAGAAUCGGGCGAGCUGCGAGGCCCUCUACAGUGAGCUGGAGCCUGAGGAGCGUCUCCGUCUGUCCUCAGCCCUCCAUAUCCGGCCCGACAUGAAGACCCACCUUGACCGGCCACUGGUUGUUGAACCUCGCGAUGGGCCUUUGCUGGGCUGCCACCAGCACCUCCAUCAUAAGCCCUGCAUGCCAGAGGAGGCCAAGACUACCGCCGACCCUCCUCCUCCUGUUCCUCACCAGACCCGCCGCCACCACCGGCACAGAGAAAGGGACCGGGCCAGAAUGAGAGAGGAGACAAAUGAUAACGGUGACACCAGUAAAGACAGGUUUCACCACGUCCAUCACAGCCGCCCCAAAGACUACGGCGGUAGCCAGUAUAAAGAGGGGAAGAGUGAGCGGUCCCGCAGCCGAGAGGGAGGCAGGAGGCAUCACCAUCAGAACUCAGUGGACAAUAGCACAGGUGGAGGUGUCAUGAGUGAGAGACAGCAUCGCCAUCAUCAUUCACACCGGCAGCCCCGAGGGGGCAACGGGACAGUGAACAGUGGAGGGAGGGGAGAGCGAAGAUUCCGCCACAAAGAUGGACGUUCGUCUAACAGGGAUGGGGAUAGGAAUUCCAGAGGAGACAGUGAUGACAAUGGAGAGAGGAGGAGACAUCUGACUCAUGGAUCCAAGGGCCAAGACACAGCUGAAGGAGAGAAGUCCAAUGAGAGAGAGAAGACCAACAGUCACAGGGAUAGGUUUGGUGACUCAGAAGGGGAGUCCCUAGCUAUCUCCCCCCAGCAGGGCCCUGGGGGGGGCAACUGGCCUCCUGACCGACCAGAGGACUCAGACAACCAGAGGAAUGUCAAACGAACUGGCCAGAGCUCAAUCCAAAUUCCUCCUGUGACUAUCACCUCCCCACCUGGAGAGACCACCCUUAUACAAAUGAACAGUAUUGACAGUGAGACAAUGCCCAUGAAUGAGAAGACCCUGGAGGAUCUAGGUCAAAGUGGACCCAAACCCAUUCUGCCUUACAGUUCCAUGUUCAUCUUUGGACAGACCAAUCCGGUGAGGCGGUUAUGUCACUACAUUGUGACUCUGCGUUAUUUUGAGAUGUCCAUCCUGGUUGUCAUUGCUAUGAGCAGUAUAGCUUUGGCAGCAGAAGACCCUGUCUGGACGAAUGCCCCUCGCAACAAUGUGCUCAAAUAUCUUGACUAUGCCUUCACCGGUGUUUUCACUUUUGAAAUGGUGAUCAAGAUGGUGGACCUUGGCCUGCUGCUUCAUCCUGGAUCCUACUUCAGAGACCUGUGGAACAUUCUGGACUUCAUAGUGGUCAGUGGGGCGCUGGUGGCUUUUGCAUUUUCGAGCUUCAUGGGAUCGCAACAAGGUGUGACCAGGGGGACCAAAGGCAAAGACAUCAGCACUAUUAAGUCUCUAAGGGUUCUCCGAGUGCUCAGGCCUCUCAAGACCAUCAAGCGUCUGCCAAAACUCAAGGCGGUGUUCGACUGUGUGGUCAACUCUUUGAAGAAUGUGCUGAACAUCCUCAUCGUUUACAUCCUCUUCAUGUUCAUCUUUGCUGUCAUCGCAGUUCAGCUCUUCAAGGGAAAAUUCUUCUACUGCACAGACGAGUCCAAGGGCCUUGAGAAGGACUGCAAAGGACAGUUCCUAGACUACGACAAAGACGAGGUGGCCGCCAUGCCCCGAGAGUGGAAGAAAUAUGAGUUUCAUUAUGACAAUGUGCUGUGGGCCUUCCUGACCCUCUUCACUGUCUCCACUGGGGAGGGCUGGCCAACUGUGUUGAAGCACUCUGUGGAUGCCACCUUUGAAGACCAGGGUCCUAGUCCAGGCUACCGGAUAGAAAUGUCCAUCUUCUAUGUGGUCUACUUUGUGGUUUUCCCUUUCUUCUUUGUCAACAUCUUCGUCGCUCUAAUCAUCAUCACCUUCCAGGAGCAGGGAGACAAGGCCUUGUCUGAGUGCAGCUUAGAAAAGAAUGAGAGGGCUUGUAUUGACUUCGCCAUAAAUGCCAAACCUCUGACACGCUACAUGCCCAAGAACACACAGUCCUUCCAGUACAGGAUGUGGAAGUUUGUGGUCUCAGCCCCAUUUGAGUACUCCAUCAUGAUCAUGAUCGCUCUCAACACUGUGGUACUCAUGAUGAAGUUCCAUGGAGCUCCAGACUACUAUGAAGUGAUGCUGAAGAACCUCAACAUAGUCUUCACCACUCUCUUCUCUCUAGAGUGUAUCCUCAAGAUUAUUGCUUUUGGUCCACUGAACUACCUAAAGGACGCCUGGAACGUGUUUGACUUUGUGACAGUAUUGGGCAGCAUCACUGACAUCCUGGUGACUGAAAUAAAUACUACGGACAGGUUGCUGAACCUGAGCUUCCUGAGGUUGUUCAGAGCCGCUCGGCUCAUCAAGCUGCUGAGGCAAGGCUACACCAUCCGUAUCCUGCUGUGGACCUUCGUCCAGUCCUUCAAGGCCCUGCCUUAUGUUUGCCUGCUGAUUGCUAUGCUGUUCUUCAUUUACGCCAUCAUUGGGAUGCAGGUGUUUGGCAACAUUGAGCUGAACGAGGACACAGCUAUCAAUCACCACAACAACUUCCGCACUUUCCUCCAAGCUCUCAUGCUGCUGUUCAGGAGCGCAACUGGUGAGGCCUGGCACGAGAUCAUGUUAUCAUGUUUGAGUCACCGAGCCUGUGACGAGCGAUCAGGGUCCCAUGGAAAAGAGUGUGGCAGUGAUUUUGCCUACUUCUACUUUGUCUCCUUUAUCUUCCUCUGCUCUUUCCUGAUGCUGAACCUGUUUGUGGCUGUCAUAAUGGAUAACUUUGAGUACCUAACCAGAGACUCCUCCAUCCUGGGGCCUCAUCACCUCGAUGAGUUCAUCCGGGUUUGGGCCGACUAUGACCCAGCUGCAUGCGGACGGAUUUCCUAUAAGGAUAUGUACAAUUUGUUACGCGUUAUCUCACCCCCCCUUGGCUUAGGGAAGAACUGCCCUAAUAGGGUUGCAUACAAGCGCCUUGUCAAAAUGAACAUGCCCAUCGCUGAUGACAACACUGUCCACUUCACCUCCACCCUGAUGGCCCUGAUUCGCACUGCCCUGGAGAUCAAACUGGCCUCAGGCAUGGUAGCCCAGCGAUUAUGUGACGCUGAGUUAAAGAAGGAGUUGUCCACAGUGUGGCCCAACCUCUCUCAAAAGACCAUGGAUCUGUUGGUGACGCCACAUAAACCCAAUGAACUGACGGUAGGGAAGGUUUAUGCGGCCCUGAUGAUCUUCGACUACUAUAAGCAGAAUCGAUCAAGGAGGCUGCAACAGCAGCAACAGAGCGCAUCAGGUUCCCAGUGCAAGGUCGGGGCUCUGUUUAAGCCAUUGCUGCCUCUGACUCACAUGCAGGAGAAAGAUCUGCCUAUGAUGUUAAACAGUGUGGAGCCUCCCAGCAUGCUUCAGCCCCAGCCUAAAUCCCAUGCCAAGUCCCAGCGACAGACCAGACCUAGCUCCACCUUCCUCAACAAUGGAGGCACGCUGCCAGGUCAUGACCACAUCAAGGCAUCAUCUUCCUGGGUGAUGGAGAAACCCAGGGAAGCGCCCCGAGCUAAGACUAAGAGAACCAUGUCUAGGGGCCCAUCAGAGGACACACCAGACAGUGAUGUCAUUCAGGAGUCGGUGGAGAUGAGGAAGAUGGAGACCAGUGCCAGCAGUAUAAUCCCAGUACCAGGCUCAGGUCUGGAGAACCAGGGCAGAGCUGCUUCUAUGCCUCGACUCCAUAUUGAGCUACAGCGGAGCCACUCACGCCACUCUCCAGGGAUCCAUCUAGCUUCUGUCCCUGAUGCCAGCCCUAUGAAGCGCUCAGCCUCAACUGUGGCCCCACAGCGUCGCCAGGAGGUCAACUUGAGGGACUACACCCUGGAGAAACCCAGCCAGGACCGACUUCACCACCAUCACCACCACCACCGCUGCCACCACCGCAGAGACAGAGAUAAAGAGAGAGAGAAGAGGCAGAGGUCUUUGGAUACACCUCUGGGGGGACAACCACCCGGCUCUGCUGGUGCACCAGGAGAGCCAGCGUCUGACCCAGCUGCCUCCAGAGAGCGAGCCCACGACCGUGGACGCUCCCACGAGAGGAAACACCACUACUCCUCGACAGACAAGCAGCGCUACUACUCCUGCAACCGCUACUGCAGCCGGGAACACUGCCGCACCAAAUCUGCCACCGCCAGCUGUGCUGCCUCCCCUGGCGAGGGGCAGGAAAACAGUAACAAGCAGGGCAGCGGUUGGGUUAAAGGCAGCCCAGUGACACUGAGUUCCAGUCCUAGCACCGCGAGCCGUGGACGUCGGCAGCUUCCCCAGACCCCCCUCACCCCGCGGCCUGGGGUGGCCUAUAAGACUGCCAAUUCAUCCCCCUUGCACUUUGUUUCCAGCCAGGCCUCUCUGAGUCCCAGCCGGCUGAGCCAUGGCUUGUCGGAGCACAACACCCUAUGGCACAGCAGCUCCCGCUACUUCCCCUGCCUUGUCACUCGUAUUAGCUCUGAGCCCUUCCUGGGCCGGGGCCACACUGAGGCCCUGGGCAGCCUGUACGGCAGCCUCCGGGACCAGCUGGACGUCUUCCAACAUGCAGUGUCAAUGUCCAGCCCCUGUGCCAGACACUCAUCUCGGACCGCACUGCCUCGCACGAUGGGAGCUCUGCCUCCCGCUCCCCAGCAGAACCUUGGGGUGCCUAACGGGUACCACUUCAGCUUCAGGGGCAGCACCAGCCCAGGCUCUGGCGUCAGGGCACCCAGGUAUUACCAGGAGGCAGAGGAGGACAAAUGGUGCUAGCAUGGCUUUAAACCAACCUUUUUUGAGGAAUUGUGAUGAGUUUUAUCAUCUUCUAUGAAGGCUUUAGUUUACAUUGUCACUGUGUAAUGCUGUAUUUUAAUCCUAACUUGGAGAGUUGUAAUUGGUAAUUUUUGAAUGUGAACAAGUGUCCUCUUUAUCAAAGGGCAUGUAAGCAUUAUGAAACAGAAGAGUAGGCUUUUUGCCAAUAUCAGAUGUCUUACAGUAGCUGUCCCUGAUUUCCUUUGACUUCAGUGUUUGUUGACACCACCAUAUUGACACUCAAACAGCAUAUAGCAUAUAUCUCCUGACUUUGGAAGAAUGGACGAUCCGAAGAAGUCUUUGAUUAUGUAGAUAAACCACCAGACCUGCUGUGUCAUUCAUAACUCCAGUCUGUAUUUCAGGGAAACCAUUCAAGUGCUGAUGUAUUUUGCUGUUUCACUUCAAGGUGAUUUGUCUAUGAUGAUGAGCAGUAAAGCUUUAUUCACACUAUACCGAAAAAAAACAAGGGUCUCAUAUGAUGCUUUGUUCCAAACAGGACUCUUCAACAGGAGUAGGGAAAUCUGUGCUACUUUUUGGCUUAAUUUUGCUAAUGGCAAUUUGCAAAAACUUAAAGCUGUAUUAAUUGUUUUUAUUCUGACAUUUGGGGGCAGCACAACUAGCUGUAAACAUAACAUUGACAUAUCAUCCUGACAUAUCCUGAGAUAAGUGCAGCUUUAACAUUAAAUUCUAACUAUUUGCAAGUUUUAUAACCUAUUAUGCUCUGUUCUGUUUACCAGGGGAAGUUACUUUUGCAACCAUGUACAUUCUAAAUUGUAGUCAGAUCACUGCAGAGACCCAAACAGCAUUUCUGGACUUAUGUAGCAGCACUGCUUCACAAAAUAAUAGAAUAGGCACAUGCAAAAGUUUUUUCACAAUAAUAUGAAUACGAAUAAAGGCAACACAACAUUCAAGAUGGUUGUGCUCUCUUUAUCUGCUGGUUAACUGACAUUUCACCUUCUUCCACAUUAUUAUUACAGCCAACAGCACAGCAUACUGUAUAACAGUACGACAGCCUCCAAACAGGAUUGAUUAUAUAAGCUGUAAGUAAAGUUAGUUAUUGAUUCUAACAAUAGCUGAAGGUUUGAAGUGCGUUUGAGAGUCAGUAUGGCAGUUUCAACAGAAAGUGAUUGCACUGCAAGUCACGGAAACGCAGGUCAAUAGUGAAAUGGUAGUAUAAAAUGAAGGAAAACCUCAGACAUUCUGACAGCUGUGUUUAGUUCAGGACUCUACCAUUCCAUGAUACCUAAUCCUUUAUGACAUUCCUUUUGUCAGUCGAACAGAUGAAGUGCUGUCACAACAAUGAUUGUUUUGUCUGUUAAACGUUUCUUGAAAACUUUGAGCGAAGCAACGCAUAGUAGUGUAAAGUACCUGACUGACUGAUUUGUUUUCUAUAAAAAUUUCCUUGUAGAUGUUCUCUUUUCAUUUCAUUUUUUGUAUGACAUGAAAAAAACAAAGGUGUGUUUUAUGUGAACUGCUUACAGUUUGCCAUCGUUUUAGGUCUAAUGUUUCUUACAGAGUUAUUUGCUAUGUUUUAAGACCAAGUGCCUAUCCUUUUUAGAUAUGCUGUAGAAAAAGAUGCAAUGUCAACUGUUUUCUAAUGCGUCCACACUUGACUAGUUCAUUCUGUAUGUAGCUCUACAGGAAAACAUGUUGUACAGAAAGCCUACAAGCAGAGAAAUGAUAUCUAUGCUUAAAAGACAGGAAUGGAAAAAUUACCUUAUGAAAGUCAAUUAUUUUUCUUGUUUUUGACUCAACAUUGUGGAAACGCUAUGCGAUCAUUUCACAGAUAUGAAAACUGCAUAAUUAUAUCAAUGCAGUUAAAUUAAUGCAAGUAAUACAUUGUGCAUGUUUAGAUGGUAGAUCUGGUCACCUAUCUGCUAUGACCACCUUGUAGAGUUUCUUUUUUCUAUUUUUUGGUAAUUAUGCCACAGUGUGAGUUUUUUUUUUUUUUUUGAGUGGACUGCACAGUGUGUGUUGGUCAGCUGGAGUCUGAAGGGGUAGGUAGGUGUGGGGUAAGGUAAGAGUGUGCACACAAUGUGAUCCAGUCUGACUCUUCAUAGGUAUUUCAAGCCAGGCUGUGUGUGUGUGUGGAUUAACACUAACACUGGUAAGCAUCAGCUGUUGCAUUUCUGGGUCCAGUUUGUUGUUUUGUGGUGUGUUUUUUCACACUCACGCAAAAAAUUGAUGUUGUAAUGUCAUGCCAAGAUAUUUUUAGCAGCUAUUGGACCAUGGAGUUUGACAGCAGGGAAUGGUACAGCAUUAAAAAUCAGGCUUUGGUGUUAAAAUGGAAAAGUUUGUUGUUGUUUAUUUAUUUUUAUUUUUUUCUAUAGCUGCCAGUUUGCAGUUCAAAGUUCACACAGGCAAGAAAUGGAUUGUAAAAGAGACAGAGUGACUAACGUGGAGCACUCUCUGAUUGACAAAUUGUAGUGGUGAUGGUAUUUCUUCAGUUCAAACAUAUCUGGCAUUUCUGUACUGACAUUUCUUGUUAUUUAUUGACCAACAUAUAUGCUGAUAUUUUUAUGCUUUGAUAAGCUAAUAGCAGUACAUACUGAUAUUAACUUAUCAACGAUGUUAGUUUGUUGUAAGGACUUGGGACACACAACUAAUAUGUCCACGUACACACUUUUUGAUUGAAAGCAAGAAGUUGAUGUCUUUUUGCUGGGGCUUGUUAAAAUGCAUUCUGGGAAAUGUAGGGAAUUCCUUUAGACCUGAAGUACUGUAGAAGUAGGAGAUGAGGCAGAUUGAGGCAUUGGCUUAUCUUGCUGGCCCAGCAAAAUAACUGUCUCAAAAUAACUAAAUCUCAUCUGGCUCUGUGAGACUGGAAAGAAUGUAGUUACACUCCAAAAGAUAAGUUACAACACAAAACACGAAACAAUUCCUGGAAUGUACAGAAUUCCACAAAUUGAUGUAACAAUGGUCAGAAGUGGAUCUGACAGUACUGGAGGGUGGAUUUUUCCUUCAAGUGGUCCUCUGAAGACACCUCACUGAUCUCCGCUCCAAUUUGAAGGAGGAAAUUCUCCCACUGUCAGAUUUCUAGAAAUACAACAUUACAACAUCUAUCAGUCACAGGAGGACUAUCUGUUGAUGCCUCAAACAACUGUAUAUCUGAACUGGAUAUGUAGGCUGAUUUACACACAAACAGUGUGUGUUUUAUGCAACAUGCUUGAUACACAUGACUGGCAUAAUCAGAUUGUCUUUUAUGAAAUGUUCAUGAUCUAUUCCUGCGCUUUUAUAUGGUGCUUUUACAUGGAGCAUGAAGACAAGAGAGCAGGGCUAUGCCACAAGACAGGGGCAUUGUUUGAGGCCGGACAGGGGCCGGAUAUAAGCUGAAGACAAGAGAGCAGGGCUAUGCCACAAGACAAACCCAUUUCUCCAUCCAUUCUGUAGUUUUACAUGCUGGUCUCUUCAGAUUCAGGCUUCAGCAUGAUUGUGACCAAAUGUUUUAUAGAAAAUGCUAUGAAAAAAAAACAUGCAAACAAAAAAGACUUAAAAUUCAUAAAGGCACAAAGUGUAAACAAGAAACAGAUAUAAUAUUUAGGAUUACAGCAACUUUAUGCGUAUAUUUGCAUGCAUAACAUUUACCCACUUUGAUGAUGUCAAAUGGAAAUCCCAUGGCUCAAAAAAUCAACCUUGAACCUGUCAAAGUGAUUCCUUUUGUCAUAGACAGGAACGCAUUCUUCUGCAGAUACAUUCAUUAUUUUAAAAGUUUUGUCACAUUAUGGCAAAAAGUCUUCAAAAUACCUGUACCUUCUCUAACAGAGGCCUCUAUUGCGUGAAAGGAAACGUACCUACGCCCUAGUAUGGGCCAAUUGGCCACCAAACAUUAGAAGCAAUCCAACUUAUUUAUUUCUUCAUACUACUGGGAGUGUAGAUGUGGCUUUUUCUUGAGAAAAUACAAAUGUUUGCAUGUUCUAACAAUGUAAGUGCAUGUAGAAAACUAAGUACUUUUAGAUACCAUAUGUUAUUUUGUUGUUGAAUUUUAAUAUUUGAUAUAAACUGUGGGGUUUGUUGAAAAGACAAAUUUCUAUUAAAAACAGUGUUGUUUUUGUCAACAGACAAUUCCAACACGUGCAGCAGAGCUGGAACAUUCCUUUAUUUGGGUCUUGGGAUUCAAUGAAGUGUUUGUUUGCCCGAUAUUAUGUUUCUUGGCCAGACUUUGAAUUCUGCAGUUGUUUCUACAUUAAACAUUUUGUAUGAAACAAGGUUCCUUGAAAUAAAAAAGAAUUAAAUUGAA